Zea mays is the source of this 1065-nucleotide messenger RNA. RefSeq names its product luminal-binding protein 3-like. Gene Ontology annotation, molecular function: ATP binding; ATP-dependent protein folding chaperone. The transcript is spliced from 6 exons. The record is from RefSeq and is a predicted model, not a curated record. Lineage: Eukaryota; Viridiplantae; Streptophyta; Magnoliopsida; Poales; Poaceae.
AUGGGUAAUGGAAUUACAAGACUUACAGCUGUCAAGAGGCAGGCAACCAAGGAUGCUGGUGUCAUUGCCGACCUCAAUGUUGCUAGGAUCAUCAAUGAGCCAACUGCUGCUGCUAUUGCCUAUGGUUUGGACAAGAAGGGUGGCGAGAAGAACAUCCUUGUCUUUGACCUUGGUGGUGGUACUUUUGAUGUCAGUAUCUUGACCAUUGAUAACGGUGUGUUUGAGGUGAUGGCCACCAAUGGUGACACCCAUCUUGGAGGUGAGGAUUUUGACCAGAGGAUCAUGGAAUACUUCAUCAAGUUGAUCAAGAAGAAGUACAGCAAGGACAACCGUGCUCUUGGGAAGCUGAGGAGGGAAGCUAAGCGUGCCAAGAGAGCCCUGAGCAACCAGCACCAGGUCCGAGUUGAGAUCGAGUCCCUCUUUGACGGGACCGACUUCUCGGAGCCGCUGACCCGUGCUAGGUUUGAGGAGCUGAACAACGAUCUGUUCCGCAAGACUAUGGGCCCUGUCAAGAAGGCCAUGGAGGACGCUGGCCUUGAGAAGAGCCAGAUCCACGAGAUCGUCCUGGUUGGUGGAAGCACCAGGAUUCCCAAGGUCCAGCAGCUCCUAAAGGACUACUUUAAUGGCAAGGAGCCCAACAAGGGUGUGAACCCUAAUGAGGCUGUUGCCUUUGGUGCCGCGGUGCAGGGAAGCAUCUUGAGCGGCGAGGGUGGUGACGAGACAAAAGAUAUCCUCCUCCUUGAUGUGGCUCCUCUCACCCUGGGUAUUGAGACCGUUGGUGGAGUCAUGACCAAGUUGAUCCCGAGGAACACUGUCAUCCCAACCAAGAAGUCGUAGGUGUUCACCACCUACCAGGACCAGCAGACCACUGUCUCCAUCCAGGCAUUUUCAGUUAUUGCGAAUUCACCUCUACUUAUUGAUCUCUCGUGUGUCCUAGAUCAUGUUGUUUCUGAGCUCACAGCUUUCCUUCGUAAGGAAGAGGAACUGAAAAGGGGCGAGCUGGAGGCUGACAAAGACAAAAUGAUGAGAGAGUAUAGAGCUCAACUGGAUGCUUUGGACUGUUAG